AUGGCUGCGCCUCCAAGCGAGAACGGGGGGUUUCACUUUAGGUUCCGUAUCUCCAACCCAAAGCCCCCAAAGACCUUGCAAAGAUUCUCGGAAGACCGAAUAUCUCAAGCAGCGGACGAGCGUCUUCCGCCACCUCCGCCACCGUCAAUACGCCAGCUAGACCCCCCUCAAAGUGGAGCCAUUCGAUUGAACUGCCGAUUUGGUGAAGUGCGAAUCGGAAUUUAG
This is a messenger RNA of Penicillium verhagenii, 225 nucleotides long. RefSeq lists its product as uncharacterized. The coding region runs from base 1 to 225 and encodes 74 amino acids. The transcript has 2 exons. Lineage: Eukaryota; Fungi; Ascomycota; Eurotiomycetes; Eurotiales; Aspergillaceae. The record is from RefSeq and is a predicted model, not a curated record.